AUGACACCUCCCCGCCGUAGCCAGCGCCUUCGCACGGCGACGCCAACGCAAUGGCCCUCGUCCAGAGCCGCUGGACUUGCUCUUAGACCUCCCGCAAGAAGAAACGCCUCCGCAAUCGGUCACUCUCCUGCAAGAGACGCAUGGACAGUCUUGGCCAUGGUCACGGUCACCGUUGUGGCCAUUAUGAUCGUCUUCGAAAUUAGCCACCUUGUCGUUGUCUUCUUUUUCAUGGCUCCUCCCAAUACGGCUCCCAAUACGGCUCCCAAUACCACGGCAAAUGCUUCCCGCCUCCUCGACCGCCUUGCGCCCGUCAACUGGUCAACCGAGGCCCUUCAGAUUCAACUUGGACUUUCCAACCUUGCACGCAUCUCUUGGUUUGGAGAUACCACAACCGAGCCCUUCAUGUGGCACGGCCAGCCUGGCAUGCGCCUACCCGACGGCACCGACUUUGACGAUUUCGACCGAGGAGGCUUCAGUGACGGCUACAACAGCAGCGACUGGGACUCGGCCUCCCUGCGCAAUGACAGCCUCUUGAUGCGCUAUCGCCCGUGGGAGACGACAAGCACGGGGACCUAUGUGCCGGAGCUAGUUUUCGCAUAUGAACUCCAUCACAUCAUCUUUUCGACUUGCCACGACCUGGGGGAAAUUGCAGAUCAUGGGCCGCCGAGCUUCUACUUCACCAAUGGCUCAAGCAGCCAGUUUCGUUGGGCCACGUCGGCGGGAUCCUUCCUGCCGCCCCAUGAUGCGCUGCUGACCUUCUCGACGACGCAUUACGAAUGGAUGCUUGAUGAUGUAGCCUCUACGGUGCACGGCAUGCCUCCGGAAUCAGGCACCCGAGGCCAUCCGACACCAACUCAGCGCCCGGAAUACACCGAGUUCAUCUCCAACCUCGACCCGCCUCUCUACCACCUCUGUCGCGACAUCUACAAAAGCACCUCCCGGCUCACUAUGUUCCAUUGGUUCGCAUUCGGAUUAGGGGCCAGUCCGCUGGAACAUACCCAGGGCGAGGCUGCGAAGUACCUAUUCUUCCUGCAAAAUCUCUUUGAAGAGCAGCGUCAUGUGAACAAGACUACGUCGUGGGGUACUGAUUCUGAGCGAAUAGCGGCUUUGUAUGGGCCGUUCGAGGUCACGGCCAAGGAAACAGCAACGCCGAUAUCGUCAUCAUCAUCAUCAUCAUCAUCAUCAUCGACCACGCCGCCCCGAUACGAAGACAAUGCAGAUAUCCCGGCUGAGUUUAUCGAAGCCUGGCGAUCCGCGAUGCAGGCACGACAUAUCAGUACUGAGCAGGCUUCUUCUGCCUCUCCUGCCUCUUCUGCCUUGGCUCCAUCAUCAUCCUCAUCUGCAUCGUUUGCUCCCCGCCCACCCUCCAUCAUGCCCAUCCACCACUACGCCACACUCCAACGGUCUAAUAAGACCGCCCAUACUAUUGCCGGUGCCCUCAUUAGAAAACUCAGCAUCGAGCUCAAUCCCCUCUUUGGCCAAUUCAACUUGUAUGCAGCCAAUUUGACGACAAUCAAGGUGCUUCUCGAGCGAGUUCUGGAACGAAUCGACCAGGCCGGGGUCCUGGAUGCCGACGUUGUAGCUACCGACCCGGCCGUGGACCCGCUGCAUCACGAUCGCGUCCUGGGCGCCAUUCGACGGGUGGCCAUGGUUCGACCAUUUCUCGCCGAGGUUGCCCUUCGACGUAUCACCGAUAUGCUAGGCCGGGCUGCCCGGGUCACUUCCUUGCUAGAUCAUUUCGAUCAGAUGCAGAAAGACGCCAAGAAUCGUAUUGUUGCUACACUUGAACAGGGCAUGGUCACCUACGACGAGAAAAGAGACGAGUUCACUGGCUUGUAUAUUCCUGAUAUGCAAGACCUUGAGUGGAAGUGGGCUUAUAACUGGAUCACGAUGGAACUACAUGACUUGAAAAGUAUGUUUGAUGCCCGAGAAGCCGAGUUCCGGAGCCGCCAGCCCAGCCGUAACGCAGUCCGUGAUCAUACUAUUUGGUCAAGCUGGGGCUUGGCUGAUCGUCGAAAGGAUCCUGAAGGUAGUGAGCGUAUACUAUGGCCAGAGCACAUUCCAGAUUAUAAUACGGCAGAAUUGCCUUGGUGGGCCUCGUGGUUCUAG
Messenger RNA from Ilyonectria robusta, 2109 nucleotides. RefSeq lists its product as uncharacterized. The record is from RefSeq and is a predicted model, not a curated record. NCBI's taxonomy places the organism in Eukaryota, Fungi, Ascomycota, Sordariomycetes, Hypocreales, Nectriaceae. The transcript has 2 exons. The coding region runs from base 1 to 2109 and encodes 702 amino acids.